AUGCAAAUUAUGAUGAUGAUGAUGAUGAUGAUGACGACAAUCAUAACGACAGAUAAUUCUUUAGUCAAUGUUAGUUCAGGCGAAGAAAAUCGAAAUAAAUCAUCUCCUGCUUGCUACCAACAGGCUCAGAAAAAUUUAAUUUCCUUUCAAGUAAAGAAUCCAAUUUCAAGGUCUGAGAAAUUAUGCUUGAGUAGGGUUUUGUCUCAAAUUGGAAUGAAAGAAACAGAGUGA
This is a messenger RNA of Clunio marinus, 231 nucleotides long. Lineage: Eukaryota; Metazoa; Arthropoda; Insecta; Diptera; Chironomidae. The record is from the annotation of a GenBank genome assembly.